AUGAUUAUUCCGGGACAAGAGACGGACUGGUUGAAGGAAGAGUUCUUCACACGUAUGGAUGUACCGUCCUCACAUCUGGGGAACUGCUUGAACAAAAGUUAUCUUACUAUUCAAAUUGUUUUGCUUAACUUUAGUUAUGAAGAAGAAUUUAUGUAUCCACCUACUUACCGAAACUUGAGGAAGGAUGACAUCACUUCCAGAAUCACAAAAGCCAGAACAAUGUUUGUACGUCUCAGGCAAGUUUCACAAUCACGCGAAGCUCAAAAUCUUCCGAAGACCGUGUUGCUACAUGGUUGCGAAACGUGGAAAGUUACAGAGCUCCACGCAACAACUCCAGGCUUCGUGAACCGCUGCCCUAGUCAAACCCUCAGCAUAUUCUGGCCCGAGUCUCUCUGGCAGGAAUCUCCAAUUAUCACCUAUGGGAGGUUUGCAAUGAGGUGUCAAUUGAUAGGAAUAAAUCACCGUAAGUGGAAAUGUGUGGCUAACGCUCCGGGGGGAUCCAAGUCACAUUGUCCAGCACCUCUCAAGAGCAAGCUCAAGAAAAGACCUGGCAACGAAGCAUCAUUGCAGAGCAUUGUUAAGGAAGGUGUAUAUGACAUGGAGUGA
This is a messenger RNA of Pieris macdunnoughi, 606 nucleotides long. The record is from the annotation of a GenBank genome assembly. Lineage: Eukaryota; Metazoa; Arthropoda; Insecta; Lepidoptera; Pieridae.